AUGGGAGUUGCUUCUUCAUCUGCCAAGAUCAAGCGCCUCGUCAGCGCAAACAGUAAGAAGAUCAAUGGCAUGCAGGAGGUCCAGGAUAUUCUGCUCAGGAAUAAUGCUUCUCCUUGUUGCCCUCUCGAACAUGAAGACGGUAAGCAGCUCUAUCCUGACCUGCCCCUUGCUCAAAGUGAGCAGAGCAAUGUUGUGGAUGCAAAAGCAGUUGAAGACCAGAUAGCAGAUGAAGCUGCAAUGGAGGAAGACAACUCCCAAGGUGGCGUAGCUGAUGAGGCUAGACCAGAUGUGAAGGAGCAGGCAGGUGAGGCCAUUGAGUAG
Prunus armeniaca (apricot) is the source of this 321-nucleotide messenger RNA. NCBI's taxonomy places the organism in Eukaryota, Viridiplantae, Streptophyta, Magnoliopsida, Rosales, Rosaceae. The record is from the annotation of a GenBank genome assembly.